AUGUCGACAUUCAAGCAAACUAUCCUCAUCACUGGUGGGACCUCUGGUCUCGGAUACGAGGCUGCUACCGCCCUCGCUCGGCAUUACAAAGAGGCAAAGGUGGUCAUCGCGUCUAGGCGGGACCCCGACUCAGCAGCAAUCAGUAUCAACCAGAUCAAUGGCCAGAACAAUGUCCAAUUUCUUCCUCUCGACCUCGGGAGCCACGAUAACAUCCGAACAUUCGUGAAAGCGUGGAACGAUCAAAAAUUCCCCCCAAUCUCGGCCCUUGUUCUCAACGCUGGCCUUCAAUUUCCCGAUAAGAUUCACUACACCAGCGAUGGCAUCGAAGCCACCUUUGGUGUAAACCAUGUUGGUCACGCGCUCUUAUUUCAUCUGCUCCAGCCGAAUCUCGCCAACGAAGCUCGCAUCAUAGUCGUUGCGAGCGGCACGCAUGACCCUGCCCAAAAGAGCGGAUUGCCUGAUGCAGUCUAUACGAGCGGUGAGGAAUUAGCACACCCAGCAGGUGAUGCUCUCAAGAACGAAGGGCGUCAACGUUAUGCGACAAGCAAACUAUGUAACAUCUUGUGGACGUAUGCUCUUCAUCGGCGGGUUAGCCAACUCGCAACAAAAAGCUGGACCGUCGUUGCGUUUGAUCCAGGUCUUAUGCCCGGUACAGGUCUGGCGCGAGAAGCUGGGCCAGUCCUCAGAUUCAUUUGGCAUCACAUCUUUCCAGCGCUCAUCCCUCUGUUGCGGCGCAUGUUCCACCACAAUGUCCACACCCCGAAACAGUCCGGUGCCAACCUCGCUUUCGUCGUCACCGAUACCCAUGCCCGAGCAAAGAGUGGGGUUUACUAUGAGGUACGAAAGGAGAUACCUUCUAGUAUCGACAGUUACGAGGAAUCGAAGCAGGAAGAACUGUGGGCCUGGACGGUUAAAACGUUGGCUACGAAUGAGCAAGAGCGCAAGGAUUUCGAGGUUGUAUUCUGA
This is a messenger RNA of Exophiala aquamarina CBS 119918, 966 nucleotides long. RefSeq lists its product as uncharacterized. The transcript has a single exon. Lineage: Eukaryota; Fungi; Ascomycota; Eurotiomycetes; Chaetothyriales; Herpotrichiellaceae. The record is from RefSeq and is a predicted model, not a curated record. Bases 1 to 966 code for a protein of 321 amino acids.